Bombus pyrosoma is the source of this 813-nucleotide messenger RNA. RefSeq lists its product as uncharacterized. Gene Ontology annotation, molecular function: structural constituent of chitin-based larval cuticle. NCBI's taxonomy places the organism in Eukaryota, Metazoa, Arthropoda, Insecta, Hymenoptera, Apidae. The record is from RefSeq and is a predicted model, not a curated record. Gene Ontology annotation, cellular component: chitin-based extracellular matrix.
AUGACAAGUGAAACGGCCGAGCGAAACAGACCUUACGAAUUUGGGUUCGAGAUCGUUGAUUUUCAACAUAGGUAGGAGAAGAAAGAUGCUGAUGGAAUUAUCACGGGAGAAUAUGGAUUCAUAACUGCGGAUGGAGUGUAUCAGGAAACAGGAUACGCCACAGAUAAAAACGGUGGUUUUAUCACCGCCAGGAUGACUUGCAGAAGAAUUAAAAGUUUGAAGGAUGCGCGAGAAAUAUUGAAAGGAAGGCCGGAAAUUGCAAAGAGGCUGGUAGAAGCUGUAGAGAGGGCUUGUAGUGCGUGCAAAUUCGUAGUGAAAACAAACGAAUCUGAACGUACUACGCAGACCAUUGGACCGGUAACGCUACUUACUUCUAGUACAAAGUUGGAUGCCCUGGCACAAGGGAUGAUGAACAUUCUCAUCUCUCGAAGCUCGAAGGAUUUUUCUAAGGAAAGAAGAGGAAAGAAUUUAGUUCAAGAUGUCGUGAAAGAUGCGGUAGAUCCGCGCCUCAAACAGCCGAAUAUAGAUGAUCAAAUGCCGGAGAAGACGGCGAAUGAUCUUUACUAUCGCUUUAAUUAUUCGAUAACGACGCACGAGCAUCAAGAAGAUGAAUAUAGAAGCGGGUUAGAUGCUGCGGGGGGCAGCUUUCGCAUAGAAAGUGAAAAUGGUAUCGAUACCCGAGUGAAAUAUUUGUCGAACGAAUUUGGUCAUCAGCCGAACGUUUCGUUCGUUGCCAGCGAUAAUGCGACGAAAUUGCCGGCGAACGAAAGCCAACAACCGAAGGAGUACUCGUUCCUUUGGUACUGGACGUGA